Messenger RNA from Gastrolobium bilobum, 4494 nucleotides. RefSeq lists its product as uncharacterized. The record is from RefSeq and is a predicted model, not a curated record. NCBI's taxonomy places the organism in Eukaryota, Viridiplantae, Streptophyta, Magnoliopsida, Fabales, Fabaceae. The coding region runs from base 234 to 4145 and encodes 1303 amino acids. The transcript is spliced from 15 exons.
GUAUGAACUUGGAUUUGGAGCUCGAAGCAAAAUCAAACUCCAACACACCCUUCAAUUCUUCUCUCAAUUCUCACAGCUAUUCCAUAAAUCAAUGACACCAUUGCAAGAUUCGAGGUGCAUCGACCAAUUGUUCCCUUGCAAUUUAGAUUUGCCCUUUAUGUGCUAUUUAGAUUUGUCAUGCACUACUCUUUGUUCUGUAUUUUUGACUCAAAGGAUGUGUGGGAAUUAGUGCAAUGGCAACAUCCACCAAGUUUGAUCUAUCUUCCAGCAGCCCAGAUAGACCAUUGUACACUGGGCAGCGUGGAUCCCACAUAGGUUUUUCAUUAGAUAGAUCAGGUAGCUUUCGUGAAAGCGUGGAAAAUCCAAUUCUGUCGACCCUUCCAAACAUGUCAAGAAGCAGUUCUUCAGCAACACAAGGGGAUUUGUUGAACUUCUUCAAUGGCGUGCGUUUUGAUCCAAAGUUGAUGGCUCCAGACCACAAGUCUAAUCGUCAAACGGAUUAUAAACGGCAUGUCAGUGCUGUUCUUGGAAUUUCACCUGAUGAAUCUCCAUCUACUUCUGCAAAAGGCAAGCAGUUGCCAUCCCCAGUACCAGAAGAUAUCAAACGACUCAGGGAUGGUUUACACGCAAGCUUUACACGGGCAAGGGAACGUGCUGAAAUGUUCAGUAAAGCCUUAUUUAGAUUUAACAGAGUUUUCCAAAGUAUAACUACUUCAAAGAAGAGAUCUCGUGCGGAAACUUUUUCUAAUGACCGUUCUAGUUUCACGUUAAGUGAUCGGUCAGUCUUAGGGCCAAGCAUAGGUAAAGUUGGAGUUCAAGGUCAUGCUGUCACAGGUGGUUUCGAACAUGAGCAGCAAAAGUUGGAAGAAAGAACCAAAAAUAUUGUUCCAAACAAGCGCACUAGAACUUCUUUGGCUGAUGUAAGGAUGGAUGUGCGGCCUAAUUCUUCUGUCAGGCCAUCUGGGACUGUAGAUAAAGAUAAAGAAAUGCUUCGGAUUUCCAAUAGUGGUGCAGUUCAGGGCGAGGAACGAGUUUUACCGAUUGGAGUUGAUGGUUGGGAGAAGUCAAAAAUGAAAAAGAAGCGUUCUGGCACCAAACCAGAUGGGUCUCCAAGUUCAGCAUUGACAAAACCUGUUAACAUUUUCCAAGAAACUAAACAAGGAAUGCAACAAAGAUUAGCUACUGAUGCUCGGUCAAAAUUGAGUAAUGAUUCUCAUGCUUUCAGGCCGGGGGUUUCUAAUGGAACUGUGGGAGCUGGAAAAUUAGAUGGCAUCUCUCAACAAACUGGGUUGGGCAUACGUGUCUCUACCCCUAGAAGUGACCUAGAUAAUAAUUCUGCCGUCAAUAAUAGGCGGGAUCGUCCUCUUAAUUCUGAGAAGGAAAGGGUAAACUUCAGAGCGAUUAAUAAGGCAACUAUACGUGAUGAAUUUAAUUCAGCUAGCCCAAAUUCAAGUGCAAGAAUGAAGACUUCUAUUCGGGCACCACGAUCAGGUUCAGGAGUUGCCCCCAAGUUGUCGCCAGUUGUCAAUAGAUCAGCUGUUCCUGAUGAUUGGGAGCUGUCUCAUUGUUCCACCAAGCCCCCUGCCAGUGUUGGGACUAACAAUCGCAAACGUGUGGCAUCGGCACGAUCAUCCUCCCCACCUGUUGUCCACUGGCAGAGGCCUCAAAAGAGCUCACGCACUUCCAGAAGAACAAAUUUUGUGCCCAUUGUUUCAAGUAAUGAUGAUUCCCCUGCUUUGGAUUCUGUAUCAGAUGUGACUGGUAAUGAUCUUGGUUUGGGAUUUGCCAGACGUUUGGCUGGCAGUUCUCCUCAGCAAAUUAAAUUAAAAGUUGAUUCUUUAUCUUCAGCUGCCUUAUCUGAAAGUGAAGAGUCAGGGGUGGCUGAGAUUAAACCUAAACAGAAAGGCAGGAAACCAGAAGAGAUAGAACGGAAAGCUGGACAAAAUGUUCAAAAGGUUUCUAACGUGGUUCUUCCAACAAGAAAAAAUAAGCUUUUCUCUGGGGAAGAACAUGGAGAUGGUGUCCGGAGGCAAGGGAGGACAGGACGCAGUUUUUCUGCCACAAGGUCGCUGAUGCCAAUGACAUCUGAGAAGCUUGGAAAUAUAGGGACUGUAAAGCAACUUAGAAGUUCAAGACUAGGAUUUGAGAAGAGUGAAAACAAGGCAGGUCGUCCACCAACCAGGAAACUUUCUGAUCGUAAGGCAUAUGUGCGUCAAAGGCAUACAGCUAUUAGUGCAUCAGCAGAUUUUCUUGUUGGGUCAGAAGAUGGACAUGAAGAGCUACUGGCUGCUGUAAAGGGUGUUAUCAACUCUACUUGUGCCUUUUCCUCCCAAUUCUGGAGGCAGAUGGAGCCUUUCUUUGGUUUGAUAACUGAGGAAGAUCUUGCUUACUGGAAACAAAAGAGGAAUUUUGAAUCAAGCGGAAUGAGGCCAACUCCAGUUCCUUCAUAUAUAGGUGAUUGUGAAGCUGUUGUUAAUGGGUUUGGGUUGACUGGCUGCGAAAGAGAUGUUGGACGUGGUGCUCAAGGGGGUGCUGGAAUUGUUACAGAACGGCUACAACUGGCUGAAACAGAUUGCAAUGUAGUUCCCCUCUGUCAAAGGCUAAUAUCUGCUUUAAUUUCAGAGGAGUGUAGAAGUGAAAGUGAAGAUCUCAUGUUUGAUGCUUAUGAUACUGAAUUUGAGACAGAUGGGGAGUUGGAACUGAGCAGUUUGGAUGACUACUCACGAGCUGAUUAUCAGUUUGCUUGUCAUUCUGCUUACAAUGGUUGUAGGAUAUUGGGGAUGCCAGUUCAUGACAAGACUGACAGUGAUAUAGUUGAUGUUCCAUCAACUGGGUUGAAUUCAAGCCAGAACAUGCCUAACCUGACCUGUUCAGAGUUGCAAUAUGAUACCUUGGAUAUGAAUGACAGGCUUCUCUUGGAGCUUCAAAGCAUUGGAAUUACCCCAGAACCAGUGCCUGAAAUGUUGCAAACAAGUUAUGAAGGAAUUUGUGAGGAUAUCACUAUGUUAGAGGAGCAUUACCAAGGACAGAUUUCCAGGAGGAAAGGCUUGCUAGAUGGAUUAUUGAAAUCUGCCUCAGUGACAAAAGAACUUCAAGAAAAGGAUUUUGAACAGCGGGCUCUAGACAAACUCAUCGUGAUGGCUUAUGAGAAAUACAUGAUUUGUCGGGGUUCUAGUCCCUCAGGUGGGAAAAAUGCAAGCAACAAAAUGGCCAAGCAAGCUGCAUUGGGAUUUGUUAAACGUACAUUGGAUCGGUGCCAUCAAUUUGAAGAGACAGGGAAAAGCUGCUUCAACGAGCCUAUAUUCAAGGAUAUGUUCAUUGCUGCUGCUUCCCAGCUGAGUAUUGUUCGGCAAUUAGAUGGCAUGGAGGCUGAAUCUGCAAAACCAUAUACUUCUUCCUUUUCACUGGAAGCAAGAACAGCUUCCAUGGGUUCACAGCAGAGCCCUUCGCAAUUUAGUCAGAAUAUGAAUAAUCAUGAUCUCAAUUCAUUGAAUAUUCUUCCUGCUAUAAAUAAUUCGUCUGAACAAACUAGUGGGAAGGAAGAUAUAUGGUCAAACAGGGUGAAGAAAAGGGAAUUAUCCCUUGAUGAUGUUGGUGGUACUAUUGAUACUUCAAGUGCUCCAUCAGGCAUUGGAAGUUCUCUAUCAAGCGGUGCAAAAGGAAAGAGGAGUGACAGAGACAGAGAUGGAAAAGGGCAGUGCAGAGAAGUGCUAUCAAGAAAUGGAACCACCAAAGUUGGUAGGCCAGCAUUAUCUAGUGCUAAGGGAGAAAGGAAACCCAAAACAAAGCCUAAGCAGAAAGCAACUCAGCAUUCUGUUUCUGUAAAUGGCCUCCUUGGCAAGCUAUCAGAGAAACCUAAACCAGCAUUGCCUUCUGUUUCAAAGUCUAAUGAAAUGUCUGCAAAUAGCAAUGCGAAGGAAAAGGAUGAGUUUGGCUUGGGUGAAUUGGAUGAACAUGAGUCUAUUGAUUUGUCCAACCUGCAGCUACCCGAAAUGGAUGUACAUGGUGUUCAUGAUGAUCUUGAUGACCAAAGUCAGGAUCUUGGUUCAUGGUUGAAUAUUGAUGACGAUGGAUUGCAAGAUAAUGACUUUAUGGGCCUUGAAAUUCCCAUGGACGACCUUUCAGACUUGAAUAUGAUGGUUUGAAACCGGUUUUUUGUAUAGUACUGUUCAUUAUACCAAUGACAAAGGAAACAAAGUACCUUUAAGAAAUGAGUAGUUACAUAGGAUGGUUUUAUGGCUAAUCCUGCCAUUAAUUAGGUUAUAUAGAUUCUUUCCUUGACUCCCCUCUCCAAGUUUUUUUUUGAGUGACCUUUCCAGCUGUUUCGGAUUUUGCUCUUGUUGAAGUUCGUGACUUCCACUGUAAAGAUCUUUUUGUUCGAGGUACAAGUUAGUAUUCCUAGUGAUUAUAUGUUAGCAAACACUGUAUCCUGUUUGUAGCUCUUACAAAUCAGAGAACAAGGCCCUUGUACAUACAUUUAAUAUUUCUAAAAAA